AUGUCUUCCCCUCGCCUCGUGGCCAUUAUCGGUGCCACAGGAGCCCAAGGUAUCCCCGUCGUCCGCGAGCUCCUGCAGUCCGGCAACUAUGCCGUCCGCGUCCUCACGCGCGACACGAACAGUGAUCGUUUCAAGGAACUACAGUCCUAUGGCCCCGUUGAGAGCGUGAUUGGUACCUUCGCGUCCGAGGAGUCUCUCCGCGCCACUUUCCGCGGUGCCUGGGGCGCCUUCGUCAAUAUCGAUGGGUUCAACAGCGGGGAGAAGACGGAGAUAUUCUGGACGAUUCGGGGUACGUUCUUUCUCUGCUCGGCCUGGGAACUCGCCCUCGAAGAAGGCGUCGAGUUCUACGUGCACGGCAACAUCGACUACGCGUACAAGAAAUCCGGCUUCCGCCCCGAGUUCCACUGCGGCCACAUCGACGCCAAAGGACGAAUGGCCGACUGGAUCCUGGCGCAGGACAAGGAGGCGGCCGUGCGCUCGCGCAUGCGCAGCGCCGUGUUCACCACGGGCCCGUACAUCGAGAUGACGAUCGGGCGGGCGACGCCGUUCCCGCCGAGCGUGGAAGACGGCGUGGCGACGUGGCGCGCGCCCCUCGCGGACGGCGCGGUCCCCUUCACCGCCCUCGACGACGUCGGCGUCUACGUCAUGUGGCUAUUUGACCACGCCGGGGGCGAGGCCGACGGCCUCGAGCUGCAGGCCUCGAUCGCACACGUCACCUUCGACGAGUACGCGCGCGCCUUCGAGAAGGUCGUGGGGAAGCCCGCGAGGUGGAUCGACGUCGAUCUCGAGGAGCACCUGGGGAACAACUGGGGGGCGAGGGCGGAUUCGCCCGCGGGGUAUAAUGCCGAUCCGAACGAUCCUGCGACGAUGACGAUUCGGCAGAAUUUCAGGGCAUGGUUCAGGGUGUAUCAAAACUCGGGAGGGAAUAAGGGGAUUGUUCAGCGCGAUUAUGCUUUGAUGGAUAGGGUUUUCCCGGGGAGAAUCAGGUCUGUUGGGGAGUGGCUCCGGAGAGAGAAUGAGAAUGGCUUGGAGAAGGGGUUAGGGAGUCUUUGGGAUAGGAUUCAGCCUGAGAACUUGGGGCACGUGUUGAAAUUGUCUGAGGAUCAGCGCCAAGGGAAACUGUGA
Molecule: messenger RNA, 1125 nt
Organism: Xylaria bambusicola
Lineage: Eukaryota; Fungi; Ascomycota; Sordariomycetes; Xylariales; Xylariaceae
Exons: 3
Coding region: 1-1125 (374 amino acids)
Source: RefSeq, a predicted model, not a curated record